Messenger RNA from Solea senegalensis (Senegalese sole), 851 nucleotides. Its product is annotated as sterile alpha motif domain-containing protein 12-like. Gene Ontology annotation, cellular component: cytoplasmic side of plasma membrane. Gene Ontology annotation, biological process: cell surface receptor protein tyrosine kinase signaling pathway. The coding region runs from base 135 to 413 and encodes 92 amino acids. The transcript has 4 exons. NCBI's taxonomy places the organism in Eukaryota, Metazoa, Chordata, Actinopteri, Pleuronectiformes, Soleidae. Gene Ontology annotation, molecular function: protein binding. The record is from RefSeq and is a predicted model, not a curated record.
AGCUGGGAAAAGCAGGAAUGCACCUAAUGUAAAACUCCACGGAGUGGACAGGUACAGACAAGGGGCGACGUUAAUGUUUUAUCACUGACAAACGGAGCGGAACUGAGAGUGCUGCUGAUGUGGUUGCAGAGGUGAUGGACCAGUCAAAGCGAGUGUCCUUGUGGACGGUGGAGGAAGUGUUGGAGUGGGUGCAGGAUCAGUAUCCAGCCCAGAUGAACAAACUCCACAAAGCCAUCAUUAAACACGACAUAUCAGGCCGCGCGUUGCUGAGAUUAAAGGAUCAUCACCUGGAGCUUCUCGGGGUGGAAGCUGAGGAGCAGCAGCAGGAAAUGUUGCAGGACCUUCUCCUCCUCAGAGUUCAGGAGGAAAUCAAUGAACUGAGCGACAUCUGCUCGGACUGUUUCUCUCUGUAAUAAAUCUCCAGGAGAAGUGCCGCUGUCCCCCCCUUUUCUUAAUUUCCCUUCCAUCCAUUCAUCCGUGUGAAGUGAAGAGAGAAAUGUGCGAGUGAAAGAAAACACAGAGAGAAAGAAGAAUCAAUGAGGAAUGAAGAGACAGAAACCUAUUUCCUGGAUGAAAUCCGACCUGGGCAGACGGAUGAGAUUAGUUUUUGUCUUUUGCGCACUGUCCAUUAGUCCCUGUCUUUUUUUCCCCUUUUUCUCAAUAAUGGGUUUUUUAUUCCAACAGAGUUUUAUGAUGCACAGAGUAUUGACUUGUUUUUUUUUACCCAAGUAACAAGACUGACAAACCUCAAUGGACAAUAUUUGUCCAUUGUGUAAUUGGAUGACACGUUGGAGUUAUCAAAUCUAAACCAGACGCUUACAGGAAAUUGUGGACAUGAUAUGUGGCCUGAU